CUGUCGCAAUACGAUUAUGUUUUUUCGGAGAACGGAUUGGUAGGAUUCAAAGGGAAUGAGCAGUAUCCUAGUAAGGCAAGUGAUUACAUUGGUGAAGAGAAGCUACAAAAACUGAUUAACUUUACGUUGAGAUACUUCUCGGAGAUCACUUUACCCGUGAAGCGGGGGAAUUUUGUGGAGUUCAGAAAGGGUAUGCUUAAUUUGUCUCCUAUUGGUCGUAGCUGUUCUCAAGCUGAACGUGAUCAAUUUGUCAUCUACGAUAACGAGCACAAAAUCCGAGAGAAGUUUGUUGAAGCACUGCACAAAAAUUUCUCGGAUUACGGUCUUUGCUUUGUGAUAGGUGGUCAAAUAAGUGUAGAUGUGUUUCCUAAAGGCUGGGAUAAGACAUAUUGUCUACAGUACGUAGAGAACGACUAUGAUGUUAUUCAUUUCUUUGGCGACAAAACGAUGCCGGGAGGAAAUGAUCAUGCCAUAUUCGCGGAUCCCAGAACAAUAGGGCACAGUGUAGUUGAUCCAACGGACACAAAACUGCAGGUUGAGCAAGUUCUAAAAGAAUUGCAAAUAAGUUGAAU
Molecule: messenger RNA, 572 nt
Organism: Strongylus vulgaris
Lineage: Eukaryota; Metazoa; Nematoda; Chromadorea; Rhabditida; Strongylidae
Source: the annotation of a GenBank genome assembly